This is a messenger RNA of Hordeum vulgare subsp. vulgare (domesticated barley), 1387 nucleotides long. RefSeq lists its product as uncharacterized. The transcript has a single exon. The coding region runs from base 25 to 1185 and encodes 386 amino acids. Gene Ontology annotation, molecular function: double-stranded DNA binding. NCBI's taxonomy places the organism in Eukaryota, Viridiplantae, Streptophyta, Magnoliopsida, Poales, Poaceae. Gene Ontology annotation, cellular component: chloroplast. Gene Ontology annotation, biological process: regulation of DNA-templated transcription; chloroplast organization. The record is from RefSeq and is a predicted model, not a curated record.
GCCACCGCCACCGCCGCCGGCGGCAUGCUCCGUCUCCGGGAGCGCAUGGUUUCUCAUCUCCCCUCUUCUCCAUCCACCUCUCCCAUCUGCUCCCUCUUCCGCCGGCUCCUCUCCGCCAGCGCGCCGCCGUCCAACUCCCCAAACCAAGGAUUCGCCGUGGAGGAGUACCUCGUCCACACCUGCGGCCUCACCCGGCCCCAGGCCCUCAAGGCCUCCAAGAAGCUCUCGCACCUCAACUCCCCCGCCAACCCCGAAGCCGUCCUCGCCUUCCUCGCCGGCCUCGGCCUCUCCGGCGCCGACGCCGCGGCCGUCGUCGCCAAAGACCCGCUUUUUCUCUGCGCCGGCGUGGAGACAACCCUAGCACACAACGUCGACGGGCUGACCGGCCUCGGCCUGUCGCGUCCUGAGAUCGCCCGCCUCGCCUCGCUCGUCCAAGACAGCUUCCGCUGCAGAUCCAUCGUCUCCAAGCUGCAGUACCACCUGCCCCUCUUCGGCUCCUCCGAGAACCUCUUCCGUGCUCUAACCAAGAGCCCCCGCUUGCUCAAGUUCAACCUCGGCAAGGUGGUCAUGCCCAAUGUCGCGUUUCUGCAGGAGUGCGGGCUAGAUUGUCGCAGUAUUGCCAAGCUGUGUAUCCGUGAGCCAAGGAUGCUGACCGCCAACCCCGACCGCGUCCGGGCGAUGGCGGCAUGUGCCGAAAGAUUGGGUGUGCCCAGGGGCUCUGGUAUGUUCAGGGAGGCACUGCAGGCUGUCGCGUUCCGCAGUGAGGGGAACAUCACCGCAAAAGUGGACUACCUGAAGAGGACCUUCAGCUGGUCUGAUGCUGAGGUUCUCAUUGCUUUCUCUGCAGCUCCAAUGCUGCUGAGGAGGUCAAAAUACAUCCUACGGCGUAGCUUCGAGUUCCUGGUCUCCGAGGCGGGCUUGCAACCGGGGUACAUUGCUCAUUGCCCGGUCAUCCUCUAUUAUAGCCUGGAGGGCCGGGUCAAGCCCCGGUGCUAUGUUCUAAAGUUCCUCAAGGAAAAUGGAUUGGUAGAUCGUCACCUGAGCUUCUGUUAUGUGGUCAAGAUGACUGAGAAGGUAUUUGUCGAGAAACUCAUAUCCCCUCACAAGGAAGCUGUACCACACCUCGCUCAAGACUAUGCAACCGCUUGCAAAGGUGAGGUGCCAACUAAUUUCGGAUUUACUUGAACCGAAAACGGGCUAAGGAAGUUGAUUAUUGUGAUGGCGCAACAAAGUUUUCACUCUGCGUUAUAAGCUGGUAGUUCCUGUUUUGGCGUUGUUUGCCAAACUAGAUGUUGGUUAUUUUCUGUAGUAUGCCUGUUACAUGCCAGUUUGGUCAUUGCUAAAUGCUAACUCCUCUGGAACUGAUAAUUUUAUUCCUGAACCCUGA